Galendromus occidentalis (western predatory mite) is the source of this 1500-nucleotide messenger RNA. RefSeq lists its product as uncharacterized. The coding region runs from base 1 to 1305 and encodes 434 amino acids. Lineage: Eukaryota; Metazoa; Arthropoda; Arachnida; Mesostigmata; Phytoseiidae. The record is from RefSeq and is a predicted model, not a curated record. The transcript has 4 exons.
AUGGCCCGCUCCGCCGCACAAGCAGCCUUCGAUCCGGUCGGAUACAUUGCGUCUCUCUCCAAGUUAUAUGAGGAGAACGCCUCAUUGAGCCAGACAAAACCAUAUUAUGCUCUCGAACCUCCAAGUUACGAAGCGGCUACUGCCAUGAAGCAUCCCCCUGUGGAACCGGAGCGUGUGCAGUCAGAGCCCGCUCCGAAGCAGUCGGAAACGAAGUCUUCUGCCCCAGCCAUCGUCCGACACAAUGAAGCCGCGAACGAUAAGGGCUUCAUAAGGAUUCAGAGUCUUAUCAGACACAGUGUUUACUUCUCACUCGCUUACCUGAGAAAAUCCGGGGCGAAAUACGAGGAGAAAGAGAGUCCUCCGUACUUGGCGUUGAGCCGCGAUAAUUCUUUCGCGCACAUCCUCGUCGGAUCGAAGGUGGCCCCGGAUCACGGGAGGGUUCCACCGUCUCUACAGCAUCUCUAUGAUUCGAAGGGUGGCGUCCAAGUGCUGAAUAACAAGUUUCAGAGACUUUUCCUCGAAAUCGCAAGAUUGUUCCUCUCGUCGUGGGUCGCGGCUCUUCCCUGCGGAACGACUCCGGAAACUAUGAGAAGAGUCCUUGUAUUCAAGCCGCCCGCUCCCAGUAAGGAAGCCACAGCAGCAAUGAACAAAGUUUCACUGCUGGUAGAACUCAUCGUCAAUCGGAAGAGCUUCUCCGUCUGGAAGAAUUCGAAGACAUCUGCAGACGAUUCGAUCGGUUCGCCGCGAGUCGCUGAGGUUUUCAGCCAGGCAAUGACCGCGAUAGCUAGAAAUGCUUUCAUCAUGAACGGGGUUAUGUUCGUGACACUCAACCCGUUCUUAUGCGGGACCAGCUCGGAAGGAGGAGUUUAUACUAGCGCCUGCUGGUUCUGUCCGUUCCAUAGCCACCGGAAAAGCAUCCUCGCUCCGACUUUGAUAGAUGUUUUGAAUAGAAUCUACAUGGAAGAGCAUGGUCCUCCAGGAACAUCAGGCUACGUCGUGGAGAAUCAAGCCGAGCGACAUUUCAAUGAGAAACAUCGGGCGAUAGAACAUCCUGUCGCGCGUAGUCUCUUCGACACUUUCCCGCAACAAAUAAGGGGUGACCAUGGUAUGGUUCUGAGCCUCGACAAUUUCUGUCAACAAGUGCAAUUAGCUGUCUUGACGGAUCCUUUCGCAUUGCAAGCGUAUAAACUGAAUGAGAAAAACUGCGCCAUGGCAUGUCUCCUGACCGAGGAGCUUGCGAGGAAGGUAGGUCGUGAUUACAGAAACUAUUGGAUAAACGAAAACGAACGAACAAACCUCCCGUAGGAUCCGUCUCCGAACUCGAUCCUGAGGAAAAUUGCAACAUAUUCGGUGUCUUUUAACUCAAUAGAUGAAUAAUUGAACUCUUUGGUGAAAUCCGGCUGUGAUCGAGCUUUUUAAUUUUGGAGAGAGGAGGCAAGACUUCAGACGGAGUACCGAUUGUAUGUAGCAAUAAAUCAAAUAUUGUGAAUAUCAAUGAUA